AUGAUCUAUUGCGCUGAGCUCGCCAGACACACCCAGACGCUCGCGGAGGCCUGCUUCCUGAUUGUCCAUUGGGGUGGUCUCCACUCUUGGCUGACGCUCACGGGCCGCCGCUCGCGCCACCCAUACGACGAGGUUAAAAAUAUAGCCCAUUAUCUGGAGUUCAGUCCGCCACCGACAACACGAUACCGCGCGCAGGACCAGGAGGAGGAAGUCAAGGCGCUGCUGUGCUGGCUGGAGGAGCUGAUGGUGGUGGGUAAUGAUGCGUUUCUGGGGCUUUUUAAGGAGGUGGAUACCCUGAAGAUGCUGGAGAGCGGAGGGGACCUACUGCCGAUGUUGGAAUACUGGGAACAGCGGCAGGAGCGGAUACAGGCGAUGAAGCCAUGGGCGGAGGAGGUGGAGAGGGCGAUGUGGAAGACAAGAAGGCUCUUAGGAUCGAGGGUUUCCGGCGAUGAGAGGCCGUGGAGCCUCUUCGACGAAGAAAGCAUUGCCUGA
This is a messenger RNA of Morchella importuna, 492 nucleotides long. RefSeq lists its product as uncharacterized. The coding region runs from base 1 to 492 and encodes 163 amino acids. The transcript has a single exon. Lineage: Eukaryota; Fungi; Ascomycota; Pezizomycetes; Pezizales; Morchellaceae. The record is from RefSeq and is a predicted model, not a curated record.